Nothobranchius furzeri (turquoise killifish) is the source of this 3277-nucleotide messenger RNA. RefSeq names its product oligodendrocyte myelin glycoprotein b (gene omgb). Lineage: Eukaryota; Metazoa; Chordata; Actinopteri; Cyprinodontiformes; Nothobranchiidae. Gene Ontology annotation, biological process: neuron projection regeneration. The record is from RefSeq and is a predicted model, not a curated record. Gene Ontology annotation, molecular function: protein binding.
GACGGCGUUCCGAGAUCUUCGCAUUCCGGUGUGAGAGCAGCAGCUGGACCCGGUAACACCACCAGCAACAGAAGCUGGUAGGGAUCCGGACUUUUAACAAUCAGCUUUGGUGUAAAGUGAAACGCUGUUUACGACAUAAAGUUAUGAGUCCAAAGGCAAAGUCAGCAACAUGUUUACAUCGGUGAACAGCUGCAGAGAGAACGUAAGCUAACGUUGGUAAGCUAGUUAGCAUAGCGCUCUCCAUGAGCCCGGCUAGAUGCGCUACUUCUUCUGAUAACUGAACUGGGCAUGAACCAGUUGAAGGAAUGCUGGAGGAGUUUUGUUUUUGUUUUGAUCACAAAAACAAUUCCAGGCUCUACUUUUCCCUUUGUUUAGUACUCGUGUCGCUCACUGUUUACAUGCUUUUGCCGUCCACCAUGGUGGACCCACGUGAUUAGAUGAUGUCGGUGCAAAGGGUCAAUACUGAGCCAGGAUCCUCUGGAGGUUUCUUCCUGUUAAAAGGGAGUUUUCCUCUCCACUGUCGCUGCAUGCUUGCUUAGUAUGAGGAUUGCUGUAUAGUCACUGACACUAGUCAGUGACUUGAUGCAACCUGCUGGGUUCCUUAUAUAGGAAACCUUAUUUCUGAUUGGCUUAAUGAACUGACCUGAAUUGGAAUGUUUAUUAUGUGAAGUGCCUUGAGACGACUCUUGUCGUGAUUUGGCGCUUUAUAAAUAAAGUUGAAUUGAAUUGAAGGAGUUUUGCUGUGUUGUACAGUUGCUAAUGCUAACGGUUAGCUUCUACUAGGACUGACGUGCUCCUGGAUGUUAAAUCAACAACAGCCUUCCUCAAGAUGGGUGGGUCUUUGAAUGCUAAUUUACAGGACGCAUAGAUCUGACUGACCUUUUCUGACCUGAGUGUUUCCACGUCUAGUUUCUAUCAGCGGCUAAUGAAGGAAAUGGGGCAGAAGACUAUUUCAACCUUCGGCCUGCAAACUCAGAAUGAGCAAUCGUAUUUAAAAAAUGUAUAUAUAUACUUGUCUCAGUGCACCUUACCUUUAAACCCUGUAAAGGUGUGCCCAAACCUGGUCCUCAAGAGCAUGUUUUAGUUACUUCCUGGCUCAAACAUACAGUUUUCCUGAAGCUCUGUAGGAGGUUGAUCAAAUCAGCUGUGUUUCAGCAGGGAGACAACUACAACAUGCUGGAUAGUGGCUCUCCAGGGCCAAAGGUGGACACUCCUGCCGUAAAGUAAUGAGGAAGUAGAAUGGCCCAAGCAAUGGGACUACUGCAUUUCCUUUGUCUAUUUGGCAAUAUCAAACUGCAAGAACUGGCAAGUCAAUCUGAUUGCAAGUGGAGAACAGAGAACAUGAGUGGCAGACUCAACUUCUGGGCAGAAUGAGGUGACUUUAGAGGCAUUUCUACUGCAAACUGCUCCUGAUGCACAAAUUAACAACAGCAGAGAAUCACACACUAUGAGAAGCUCAAAGAAAACACACAGCAGCUAAAAAUCUAAAAUGUUUAUAAAGAAAACCAUAAAUGUUUUGUGCUAAAACACAGAGCUGCUUGUGAUAACGUGCACACACACACACUCGCAUGUUCAGAUCUUGCUUGCCUCAUCAGAAGAAGAGGGGGCAGCUCUCUGCUGCAAUUCUUUCCCCCUCUCCGUCUGUCUCUCUCUCCCAGAAUCCCGUCUCUGCAUUGCUCCUUAAGCUGGGGAUCCAGCUGCAUCAACACAUUGCAGAGCAGCAAGCAGGAAGCCAGCUGGAGCUAGCGAGCAGAAACCCCUCAGCAGCUAGAAACAGAGAGCCUUCAUCCUCCAAAGCUAAACCUCACACACACACCUGGAGCGAGAGGACAGGACAAGAGGAUAAACGGGUCAGAUCGACACUGGAAUGAAGAGAUGUGAACAUUUGACUGACAGAAGUCCCAGCAGAGCUUCGACCAUGCCUCAGUGCUCAGUCUCUUUCAUCCUCCUGCUGCUGUGGGGGCUUCUGGGAAACUGGGUUCUGUGCAUCUGUCCAUCAGUGUGCUCCUGCAGCAGGGGUCACCGGGUUGUGGACUGCUCUUCAAGGGGUCUAACCAAGCUUCCCACCGGUCUGCAGCAUAACAUACGAUUCCUCAACCUCUCUUUCAACAGCUUGCAAGGCCUUGACAGCCAGCUCAGCCACUAUGCCCACCUGAGAACCCUGGACCUGUCCUACAACCUCCUGGAGACUCUCCCACCCGCACUGCCACGGUCCCUGUGGGAGAUCCUAGCAGCAGGGAACCAUCUCCGCUCGCUGGAUAAGAAGGACACCGCCUUUCACUGGAAUCUGAAACUUCUCGACCUGUCGUACAACGAGCUGGAGAAAGUUGUCUUCAUCAACAACACACUGCUGAGUCUUAGAUCUCUCAACCUCAGCUACAACAGGUUCUGGACUGCCCCCACAAACAUGCCUCACAACCUGGAAUGUAUCGAUUUGUCACACAACAAUCUGGUUCAGAUUCUCCCUGGAUCGCUAGAUCGGCUCCCGAGGCUGGCUAAGUUUUAUCUGCAUGCUAACCGCUUCCCCUGGUUGUCUGACGGAGUCUUCAAUAAGCUGACAGGCCUGGAGGUAAUAACUCUUGGAGACAACCCCUGGGCUUGUGAGGAGGAAGACAACAUAGCAAGGCUCCUUAACUGGGCAGAACAAACCCGUGCUGCUGUGUUGGGAUGCCCCUGUCACACUAAACCAGUCUGUGGUCAAACCUACUGGGUAGCAACAAACUCCUCUCUGUUCACAGAGCCGUUAUUGUGGGUCAACGGCAGAGCCGAAAGGCACGACAGUCAGUCACCUGCAAUGUAUAACAUUCACCCGGACAAAAGAAGUCUAUCUGAAUCUGGGGAUCAUGUCAUGUUGGUCUGGGCUUCAGCAAGUUCCCACAGUUUCUACCAACACACAAGUACAACAGCACACCCACCUUCUUCAGCCAAACCCCCCAGGGUUACUGACUCAGAACCCAGAAACCACGCAGCUCUCAUCAAGAUCCAAAUGGUCACCCUGCCUGCUGUGGUCAUGGCAGCAGCGUUCAUAACCGUCUGAACUAAUGGACUGACCAGAACCAGGUCUCAGUAGAGACAUAAACACCAAACGGAAGUAAAGUGCAUUGUAGUACCUUCAUAAGGCCGAAGGUGUGGAGCACUAACAUCAUAUUAUUGAUGACAACAUGAUUAUGAUCACAUUAUUCUACUGGACUUAAAAGAGUGCAGAAAAAACAACUUAAAUUUACAUACUGGAGCAUUUAAAUGUGAUUAAAUAGUAUUUAAAGGAGGUUAAAAACAA